Oncorhynchus mykiss (rainbow trout) is the source of this 3163-nucleotide messenger RNA. Lineage: Eukaryota; Metazoa; Chordata; Actinopteri; Salmoniformes; Salmonidae. The record is from RefSeq and is a predicted model, not a curated record.
ACACUCGUCCCGCAGACCCGUUGACCCACUGGACUCGAUGGGCGUUUUCCUCUACUUAUCUUUUGUCCAAUUCCAAAGGUUGUCUGUGUUGUGCCUAUCGGAGCCUAUCUGCUGUUGUUACAUUCAAGAGCAACAAUGUCACGUUGGGAGGAUAUGAAUAAGGAUGAGCUAGAGAGGCAGUUUUCGCCCAGCCAAUGGUCGCACAGAAUGUCGGCAGACGACGUUAUCAAAUCCCACGUGACGGCGCUCAAAGAAGGUACGGAGCGUGCCCGUGGCCUGGCCCAAACCCUCCUCAACGUUCCCUAUGGAGAAGGAGAGGGGGAGAAACUAGACGUCUAUGUUCCCACCACCACUUCUCUAGAUGUUCCACUGGUAAUCUACCUCCAUGGAGGCUACUGGCAGUUCCUUAGUAAGGAGGAGUCCGGGUUUAUGGCUGUCCCAUUGGUCCAUAAGGGCGUCGUGGUGGUCGCCGUGGGUUACGACAUCGCUCCCAAAGGGAACAUGGAUUUGAUGGUGUCUCAGGUGCGGAGGAGUGUGGUGUCCGUCAUUCAACAGUAUUCACACAUUAGUGGUCUGUACCUGUGUGGCCACUCUGCGGGGGCCCACCUGGCUGCUAUGAUCCUCUCUACAGACUGGUCUCAGUACAGUGUGACCCCUCAGAUCAAAGGUGCGUUCCUGGUCAGUGGUAUAUAUGACCUCCUGCCCAUCCUGUCCACCUAUGUCAACGAGCCUCUGAAGAUGACAGAGGGUCAAUUAAGGAAGACAUCCUCUUCUGCAAACCACUGGAAACCAGGGCAACGUGAGGAUAUUUUUCAAGUACUGGACAGAGAGGUGGCUCUGAGGAACAGUCCUAGUCAGCUGGUUCCGCAGCUCAAACUCUCCUCCUCCAACUGUGACAUCGUGGUUGCCGUGGCGCAGAAAGACUCGCCAGAGUUCCGGAAGCAGUCGGAGGACUACUACAAAACGCUGGAGUCAACAGAAGGACUGAAGGUAACAUUGGAGGACGUUCCAAACACAGAUCACUUCAACAUCAUCGAGCAGCUAGUCGACGGAGACUACCACCUCACUCAGCUGCUGUUAAAGAUGAUGGGGAAGAGCUAAAGAGAUACAGGGACACCGGCCAAUCAAUGAAGAGAUACAGGGACACCAGCCAAUCAUUGAAGAGAUACAGGGACACUGGCCAAUCAAUGAAGAGAUACAGGGACACCAGCCAAUCAUUGAAGAGAUACAGGGACACUGGCCAAUCAUUCAUUUACAUAUCAACCACAAACACCUCUGUUCUGAACCACAUCUAGAGGCACCAAUCACCAGGUAUUAUGGACUGAUGGCUAUUGGCUAAACAAGGUGGUUAGGUAACAGGUAUUAUGUUUUGUGUUACAGAACCUCCGGGGUGAAGAUUCCCUUAGUUACAGUUCUUGGAUCAGUUUUUGAUUCCUCUUAACUUGAACUAUUAGUGGGAAAAAAUGCAAAACUGACCCAAGAUCAGCGUAUAGGGGCAUCUUCACCCUGCUCCGUUACAAAAAGCUAUCGCCUGGAGUUCUUCCUGGUUCGAGUCAUGACCAGGAAAUACUCCAGGAAAUACUCCAGACCCUGCUUUAUGUCUUAUAGAUAGGUGGGCAUCAUUUUGGCUCAAAGGCCGCAUCGGGAUUUUCUCAAUUCCGAGGAUGGCCGCACAGAUUUUUUUCCCGGACCGAUUUGUUCGUCAAAAGCAAUUUGUGGGCCAGAAAAAGGGAAGUUAUCACUUUUAGGUCCAAUAUAAUCUCUACAUACUUUCUAAUUUUAAACGUUCAAGAGCCAUGUUCCCUCUAAGCUGCCACUUCCUCCAGGACUGCUGCGUAGAAGGUCUUUUGUUAGAGAGGCACAUGGUUUUGCUUGGUCUCUCCUGUGUUAGUCUCUUGUGGUCGGCUACCUCAGUAUAAUCCUCAGACUGGCUGAUAACCUCAUGAUGAUGCAUCCUACUCUCCUUACCUACACAGCUAGCUAACCUGUUGACAUAUUUUUAUUUAUUUAACUAGGCAAGUCAGUUUAGAACAAAUUCUUAUUUACAAUGAUGGCCUACUUGUAAAGCUCUUAGGAAUCUUUUAGGGAAAUGGUCAAACUGAUCCUGGACCAGCCAAAGUUUGACAACAUAUUAUGCGUCCCAAAUUGCAUCCUUAUAUAGUUCACUCCUUUUAACCAGGUCUAUUUCACUAGGUAGGGUAUAGGGUGCCAUUUGGGACUGAAGCAUAGCCUGCCAGGAUAAAGUAGCAACACUUGUUUCCAGAGCGAGCGAGAUAGCUAAUCAGUUAACCAAUCACUAUGCACAAAUUAAUAUUGUCUUCAUGGCAAUUUUCGCUUGUUUUAGUGGCACAGUGUAGUUGAUAACGUGCCGACAGUGGCACUUUUUUGUUUCUUUGUAUUGUUACAUCACUUCCUGUGUUUGUUUCUAAACCUCUCUGAACCAUAGAAAUAGUCCACCCAUUAUGAUGUCAUUGACUUGAAUAAGAAUGCCUGUUCUCUGAACCAUACUGACUGGGAAUCUUUCACCACUAUGUUGUUCACCUGUUAUUAUAACUUUAUUGACCUGCCAUUAGAACCAGGGUUCAAAUUAUACAUGGCCUCUUGGGGGUGCAUGAAAAGUGAGGGUGUUCAAUCUGCCCCCCCCCCCCCCCCCCCCCCCCCCCCCCCCCCCUAAUUCAAACCUUGGUUAUUUUCUAAAGGACAUGAACAGAGUCUGGACUUCUCCAGAUUAAGUACAUGACAUGAAUUGCAAUCAGUAUGAAGAAAGGUGAAUGUUGGCAUUCAAUAGGGUACGUCUCGAAUGGUGAAAAGUAGUGCACUUUUUUAGGGAAAAGGUUGCCAUUUUGGACAUAUGUCAAUAUUUACUUAUAUAAUUGUCAGAUGUGUGUUACACAUGGAAUUCAUUGUAACAUGUACCCCAAAAUAACCGUUUGACACUUGAAUUUGUCAAUCUAGAACUAAGGAAUACUGUAUUUUGUUUAUUAUUCUACCCUAAUAUGAAAUUGUCAAUCUAGAUUUGCACACUAAAAUGUAAUAAUGGUUUUACGUGGGUCAUUAUGCUUCUUUGUCUAGUAGCCUAAAUGCUUGUUUCCAUGACUAGUAAUAAUGUUGGUGGGAGAAUUAUGUAAAAUAUCACAAUAAAUGUGUAUGUCAUAGAAGUGUG